UUCCCUUCCCUCCCCACCCCGUCGAACCAAAUCCAAUACUUCCGCUACGGCACACGCUCGCCAUGCAAUUUCCCUUCUUCGCACGUGCCGACUCGUCUCCUCCGCUUCUUAUUCCUCCUCCUCCUCCUCCUCCUGCUCCUCCUCCUCCUUCUAGGCUGAUCCUAGGGUUUCGCCGCGACGCCGCGACGUCGCCUCGCCUCGCCGCCCCAUGGAGCCGCGUCGGCACCACUCCAAAAACGGCCUCUCCUACUCCAGCCUCUUCAACCUCGAGCCAUUGAUGACCUUUCGUGUUCCACAAGGAGAUGAUGAUUUCCACAGUUACGGGGAUAGCAGUCAAGAUGAGAACCGAAGUAGCCAAGACCAAGAGCACCUCUAUGAGCAGUGCAAUGGAGAAAGGUCACCAGGGAUGAUAAGGAGGAGACAGAGGCAUGAUAUUCAGUUUGAGGAUCUUCCAAGCUCAACCAUGAGGAAUGAUACUGACAGCAAUGAUGAGAUUGAUGAAGAUUAUGAAAAUGGAAUAACAGAGGAGCAAUACAGAGCCAUGCUUAGUGAACACAUGCAGAGAUAUAGGACAGUGAUGCCUAAAGACUCAUCGGCAGGGUUGGCUUCCACACGCAUGGGAAUGCCAGGUUCUAAGCGAAGUCAUGGUAGUAAAAGAAGGAAGUUCAAUUCUGAGCCUCUGGUUUCUGCUGAGGAACCAAUAGUGCAUGAGAUGGAAAUAUCACCCGGAUACUAUGGAGCUGAUUUUGAAGCUGAUUAUUAUGUGGGUAAUAGGAACACUUUGUCCAUGGAGUCCAGUUAUUUGGACAUUGGUGAGGGCAUCACAUAUCGAAUUCCUCCCACUUAUGAUAAGCUUGUGAGUUCUCUGAACUUGCCAAACAUUGCUGACAUUAUAGUCGAAGAGAACUUUCUUAAAGGCCCUUUAGAUUUGAGGUCUCUAGCAGCCGUGAUUUCUACCUAUAAGAGGUUUGAUAAUUAUGACCGAGGCGGAUUGGGGGAGCCUCAACCACAAUAUGAAUCUCUCCAGGCAAGGUUGAGUGGACUUCCAUCUGGAAAUUCAGACAAAAAAUUCACACUUCAGAUAUGUGACAUUGGUCUGAAUGCAUUCUCAAUACCAGAAGGUGCAGCUGGUAGGAUUCGGCGGCACAUUAUGUCAGAUUCUGGUACUUUACAGGUUUAUUAUGUCAAAGUCUUGGAGAGAGGAGACACCUAUGAGAUUAUUGAACGAAGUUUACCGAAGAAGCUAGUAGUGAAGAAAGAUCCGUCUGAAAUUGAGAAGGAAGAGAUGGAGAAGAUAGGGAAAGUUUGGGCUAAUAUGGUUAGAAGAGAUAUUCCAAAGCAUCAUAAGAUAUUUACAAGUUUCCACAAGAAACAACUUGCAGAUGCUAAACGCUUUUCAGAGACUUGUCAGAGAGAGGUAAAGUUGAAGGUCAGUAGGUCACUCAGAUUUAUGAGAAGUGCGGCAGUUCGCACUAGAAGGCUAGCCAGAGACAUGUUGAUAUUCUGGAAAAAAGUAGAUAAGGAACAGGCUGAAUUAAGGAAGAAAGAAGAAAGAGAUGCUGCUGAAGCUUUGAAGCGUGAGGAAGAACUUCGCGAAGCUAAGAGACAACAGCAGAGGCUUAACUUUCUCAUAUCACAGACUGAACUAUACAGUCAUUUCAUGGGGAACAAGUCUUCGACACAACCUGCUGAAACUGCAUCUGUUGAAGAAGAAGAAGAAGCUGAACCUCAAGAAGAAAAAUCAACUAUUUCUGAUUUCGAACCAGGGGAGGAAGAGGAUCCAGAGGAAGCUGAACUAAAAAAGGAAGCUCUCAGGGCUGCUAAACAGGCAGUCUCUCAGCAGAAAAAGAUAACAAAUGAAUUUGACAAUGCUUGUUUAAAACUUCGACAAGUUGACACUGGGGAUCAAGCAAAUGACUCUAUUGCUACAGGGUCCAGUAACAUAGACCUCCUGAACCCCUCUACAAUGCCUGUAUCAUCAACAGUGCAAACACCAGAUAUGUUUAAAGGGCAUCUUAAAGAAUAUCAGUUAAAGGGAUUACAAUGGCUAGUUAACUGUUAUGAGCAGGGUUUGAAUGGAAUUCUUGCUGAUGAAAUGGGGCUCGGAAAGACAAUUCAAGCUAUGGCCUUCUUAGCUCAUUUAGCUGAGGAAAAAAAUAUUUGGGGUCCUUUUCUGGUGGUUGCACCAGCCUCUGUCUUGAAUAAUUGGGCUGAUGAAAUCAGUAGGUUUUGCCCUGAAUUUAGAACACUUCCAUACUGGGGUGGAAAUCAAGAGAGAGCAGUACUUAGGAAAAACAUCAACGCAAAGCGUUUGUACAGAAAGGAGGCAAGAUUCCACAUACUAAUUACCAGUUACCAGUUGAUUAUAGCUGAUGAAAGGUUUUUGCGGCGUUUGAAAUGGCAGUAUAUGGUUUUAGAUGAAGCUCAGGCAAUAAAAAGUUCACAUAGUAUUCGUUGGAAGACAUUACUCAGCUUUAACUGUAGAAAUCGCUUGCUUCUGACUGGGACACCUAUACAGAAUAACAUGGCCGAGCUGUGGGCUCUUCUCCAUUUUAUCAUGCCUACUUUAUUUGACAGCCACGAACAAUUUAAUGAGUGGUUCUCUAAAGGCAUCGAGAGCCAUGCAGAGCAUGGAGGCACCCUGAAUGAGCAUCAGCUCAACAGACUGCAUGGAGUUUUGAAGCCUUUCAUGUUGAGACGUGUAAAGAAAGAUGUUAUAUCAGAGAUGACAGGGAAGAAAGAAAUCACAGUUCACUGUAACUUGAGUUCUCGACAGCAGGUCUUUUAUCGUGCUAUAAAAAACAAGAUAUCACUUGCUGAACUUUUUGAUGGUAGCCAUGGCCAUCUGAAUGAGAAGAAAAUAAAGAACUUGAUGAAUAUUGUUAUGCAAUUACGGAAGGUGUGUAACCAUCCAGAGUUGUUUGAACGUAAUGAAGGAAGCUCAUAUUUUUGCUUUGCAGAGAUACCAAAUUCACUUCUUCCAUCUCCAUUUGGAGGAAUCGAUGUACAUUAUGCGGGAAACAGGAAUCCCAUAUUGUAUAAGGUGCCAAAACUGGUCCAUCAAGAAAUGCUCCAUAAUUCUGGAGCACCUGUUCCUUUUGCUCUACACUGUCUUAACCGUGGAAGUUUUGGCCGAUUUUUUGAUAUAUUUUCUCCAGAUAGUGUUUAUCAUUCUGGAGUGUUACAACAUAACCUCUUAAAUGAGACUUCUGAACUUAGUGGAACUUUUGGGUUUACACGACUGCUGAAUUUAUCACCAGGUGAAGUUACCUUCUUAGCCAAGUGUUCACUACUCGAGCGGUUGUUGUUUUCUGUAAUAAGGUGUGAUAGGCAGUUGGUCGAGGAAAUCUUAGACUUGUUUAUGGAAAAAGAAGGCAAUGAUCUCGAAAGCACUCACCUGGAUAAACAAAAUAUUCGAACUGUUGCACGGAUGUUGUUGUUACCAGCAAAAUCUGAAUCAAGCUUACUUAGAAAAAGGUUUUCAACUGGUUCUAUUGAUGCUCCAUAUGAGGCUUUGGUUACUUCCCAUCAAGAUCGGUUUAUAAUGAAUGCCAGGCUUUUGCGUGCUAUAUAUGCAUUUAUUCCACGGGCCAGAUCUCCACCUAUACAUGUUCAAUGCUCUGACAGAAGCUUUGCCUACCAAAUGACCGAGGAGCUUCAUCACCCUUGGAUGAAGAAAUUGUUUGUUGGAUUUGCUCGGACCUCUGAAUUUAAUGGUCCUAGAAUGCCUAUUCAUUCUCACCCUUUGAUAGAAGAGAUUUCAGGGUCAAAUGUCAUUGAGCCCGUUUUUCAGCUCCCUUAUAGGAUUUUUGGUUCUUCUCCACCCGUGCGAAACUUUGAUCCUGCUAAAAUGCUUACGGACUCUGGGAAACUUCAAACUCUGGACGUGCUAUUGAAACGUCUGCGGGCUGAAAAUCAUCGUGUUCUUUUAUUUGUGCAGAUGACAAAAAUGUUAAAUAUACUUGAGGAUUAUAUGAACUACAGGAAAUACAAGUACUUCCGAUUAGAUGGAUCAUCUACUAUUAUGGACCGUCGUGACAUGGUGAGGGAUUUUCAGCGUAGGAAUGAUAUAUUUGUUUUUCUGCUGAGUACGAGGGCUGGAGGUCUUGGUAUUAAUCUAACUGCUGCUGAUACUGUGAUCUUCUAUGAGAGUGACUGGAAUCCAACAUUGGACUUGCAAGCGAUGGAUAGGGCACAUCGAUUGGGACAAACAAAGGACGUUUCUGUGUAUAGAUUGAUUUGCAAAGAAACAGUCGACGAAAAAAUUUUACAGAGAGCGAGCCAAAAGAAUAUGGUGCAGCAGUUGGUCAUGACAGGUGGCCAUGUUCAGGGUGAUCCUCCGCCCGAGGAUGUAGUUUCCUUUCUCCUUGACGAUGCACAAUUGGAGCAGAAGUUGAAAGAAGUACCGCCACAGAUGCCUAAGGAACGACAGAAGAAAAAACGAUUGAAAGGGAUAAGAGUAGACGCAGAUGGUGAUGUAUCUCUGGAAGACUUGACAAAUGGUGUUCCAGUGGAAAAUGAUUUGGGAAAAAGUACACAUAACAGAAAGAGGAAAUCGAGUUCCCAGAAGCAUAAUCCUUCAAAGCUGCAGAACACUCGUAAAACAGCAGGUUAUGUAGCUGAACCUGAUGAACGCAGUCCAAGUGGCUACGAGGAAGAUCACCCUCCCGACCAGAGGCCAAAAAGAGCAAAAAGACCGACAAAGAGUGUUAAUGAAAACCUUGAACCUGCUUACAACUCUGUAGCCAAUACGGCAGUCGACUAGAACUCCUUCGAAUACCAGCUGUCUUCUCACGACUAUCAUACUGGCAACUACAGCUGAUUUACAGGAAGGCACACCACCUUAACCUUCACCAAUUCCAUCGUAUCUAAACCUUCUCUCGUGGAUUCUUUGGCAACCCAAGGUUUCUGAACUGUCAUGCAUCGAAAGUGCGGCACUGCCGCCUGCCGCGUGAUCUAGCGCGCUCGAGCUUUAUAGUGGAAAGAGAUCCAAUUACUUGUGCAAAUUGUAGAUAGUUUAUCCUCAAAUGCAUCCAGGAGAGUUUUGAUAUGGGAUUCAGCUGCCUACCAACUAUCAGACUUUGACACUGAAAACUAUUAGGAGCUUUUGGAUCAUGUUAAGUUGUUUUUUUUUUUUUCGAUAAUAUAUUCUUUUGUUGGAGAGAUGAGAUAUCGUCUUUUGCUGGAAGAACUUUAAAGUGUUGCAAAAUAAGAUGCAUUAAAGAACAGUGUAAAUAAAUUGUUGCAAGGCUUUUGUUUUUUGUUAA
This is a messenger RNA of Zingiber officinale, 5267 nucleotides long. Its product is annotated as chromatin-remodeling ATPase INO80-like. NCBI's taxonomy places the organism in Eukaryota, Viridiplantae, Streptophyta, Magnoliopsida, Zingiberales, Zingiberaceae. Gene Ontology annotation, molecular function: ATP-dependent chromatin remodeler activity; histone binding; DNA binding. Gene Ontology annotation, cellular component: Ino80 complex. The record is from RefSeq and is a predicted model, not a curated record. The transcript has 22 exons. Gene Ontology annotation, biological process: DNA repair. The coding region runs from base 209 to 4765 and encodes 1518 amino acids.